Messenger RNA from Aspergillus heteromorphus CBS 117.55, 585 nucleotides. RefSeq lists its product as uncharacterized. Bases 1 to 585 code for a protein of 194 amino acids. The record is from RefSeq and is a predicted model, not a curated record. The transcript has a single exon. Lineage: Eukaryota; Fungi; Ascomycota; Eurotiomycetes; Eurotiales; Aspergillaceae.
AUGCGCGCAGCUGAGCGAUCCUUGAACGCUCAGCUUUCCCAGGAGGGUGCACGGCUGCCUGAGCCAACCUACCUGAGACCCGUAAACAACGCCUAUAGCCAUUUCCACCCUGUCCCGCUAUCUCAGCAUGACAUCUGGUACGGCCCCAACGAGGGACAUAUUCGUGGGUUGAGCAACGGGCAGAAUGCUCCCGUCACCACAGCGUCGACUCCCAUCACCGGAUUCGACGGAUCAGAGAGUCUUGUAGAGGAGAGCCAAGACUGGUGGUCUCGCGAGUCGAGCGCCCUGCAUUUCGGCAUGGAUGACUGGGUGCAAGGCUGGAAUUCUGGCAUCCCAGGAAGGGCACCCGAUAUGCGCUAUGCUAGCACCCCCAAUUACUCAACCGUUGGGCACACACCGGGCCCCGAGAACACCUCCCGUGCACCAUUGCCACCACCGCCCCCGCCCCCGUCUCAGAACAUGAGGUACGCUGUUGGAGUUGCAGUCCCUCAUCCUCCUCCUCUUCCUGGCACUUCCAAACCAGAACAUCCCUCAGGUACACCUGGCUACAACACCAUGGGCUUUCCAGGUGAUUUUCAGAGGUAG